Pediculus humanus corporis (human body louse) is the source of this 1491-nucleotide messenger RNA. RefSeq lists its product as uncharacterized. The record is from RefSeq and is a predicted model, not a curated record. Lineage: Eukaryota; Metazoa; Arthropoda; Insecta; Psocodea; Pediculidae. The coding region runs from base 1 to 1491 and encodes 496 amino acids. The transcript has 7 exons. Gene Ontology annotation, biological process: spermatogenesis; meiosis I; male meiosis chromosome separation.
AUGCCGGCUCAAAAUUUUAAAAAGCUUUUAAUUUUGGAUUUUGGCUAUCCGAUGGAUAAAAAUACAACAGAAGUAAUUAAAUUAUCAUUGCAAAAUGUUAUUGCUUUAAUGAACAUUUACUCCGUUAAUCCGCGCCUUCGGGCAUUUGGAAUAUCAAUAGUAAAUUCCAUUUGUAAAAAUCCCGAUAAUGUUAAACUAACUGUGCAAGAAUAUCAAAAUUCAUUGAAAGAAUCUAUGGAAAAUUUGUUGUUAAAGAUAAAAGAUAGCAAUGAAGCAUCAACUUCUUUGCAACAAAUAACAUCGAUAAUUGACUUGAUAAUUAAAGACACCCUUAAAAAAUUAUUGAAAAAAAUCGAAUUCGAAGGAUUAAUAGAAAAAACAAAAUUCACGAUAAUUCAAAUUACAAAUGAUGCAGGAAAAACAAAAAUGAUUAAAAGUUUAAAUUUUGAAACUAUUUUGUGUCAAGAAAAUGAUUUUUUUUUUAAAUUGGAACAUGAUCAAGAAAAUUUACUGAUAACGAUAUCGAAAGAAAAAAAUUUGAUAAUUAAAUGCAAUUUAGAUGAUUGUAUUUUUAAUCCUUCACUUGUUCAAAACGGUUUUAAAUUUUCAAAUGAUUUAAUGUUGAAAAUAUUUUCAGAUAAUUCACUUACUGAUAUUAGUAGUUAUUACUCAAUUGUUAAUCUUGAAAUACUAUUUAAAAUUCCACUGUCUGGUUUAUGUCCGACAUUUGUUUUUGGCAAUUCUCAAAGAGUUUUUCCAACUAAAAAUUAUUUAUUAAAUUGGACCGAAUUAAAUUUAAAUGAAAAAAUGUUUAUGGUUCUUUGCAAAAAUUUGUCUGACGCGGAACAAGGACUUUUGACGCAAGAUAAAUUUUAUUUUGAAAAAUUUGGUCUCACCGUUUAUUAUUUUAUAACAUCGGAUGGUAAUUUAUUACUGUUGAAUUGUGUUGCUCCCGAAGAAUUAUAUUUCCCUAUUAGUUUACGUUAUUUGGCGCGAACCUCGUACGACGAUUGCGAUGAAGAAUACGAAAUAUGUGACCGUAAUGUGAAAAAUUCAUUGAGCCAAAUAAAAAUUUUAGAUUUGUAUUCUCCGGAAAAAUUUUCAUCGGGACUUUACGAUUUUUUAAGAAAUCGUCACUCACACGCUGCAACAAAAAAAAUUUCCAAAGAUGAAGGAACGUUCGAAAAACAAAAAGGACGGAAAAUUACAAAUGGAAAAAAUGAAAUAAUAAUUUCUUGUAAAAAACGCAAAACGAACUCUCAACCCAUAGACGAAUCUUACGGCAAGAAAAAAUUAUCGAAAGACAAAAAAUUAAAAGCUGUUAAUGUACAUCCGGCAUUACUAUCUCCCAAAACGAAAAAAAGAUAUAAAAAAUCAAAUUUUUACAACGGACAGUUACGAGAACUAUCCUUGUCCUCAAUAUGCAGAAAUUUUAAAGUUUUUAAAAAGAUGAACAAAAGUUCGAAAAUUCUACACAUAACCGAAUACUAA